Messenger RNA from Triticum urartu, 909 nucleotides. Lineage: Eukaryota; Viridiplantae; Streptophyta; Magnoliopsida; Poales; Poaceae. The record is from RefSeq and is a predicted model, not a curated record.
UGCGGGUACGGCUGCACGAGUUCAUGUCUGUCAUUCACACAUGCAAAUUGUGAUGCCUGCUGCUUGCGACAGCUUUGCCCCUGUUCUUCUUCUACUCCGGCAAGAUGGAUUCAAACUUGGUUCUGAAAAGCACACCACAGAGGUCACCGUGAAGAAGUCUGGAAGCCUGCUUAUAAAUUCUGGGAUACAAGGAUACUCCCUGCUAAAGACAACUCAGUCUGGAUUUGAAGGAUUCAUGAGGGAUCGCUACACUCUUCUUCCUGAAACAAGAGAAAGAAUUGUAGCUACAGAAGUAACUGCUUGGUGGAGCAGAUGAGAGUCUGGAAUGUUCCAUCCAAAUAGUUUAAUCAGAAACUGCACUGGCAAAGGUCUAGAGGAUGUAGAGGAGCUCCAGUUUGAUCCUAAGGAUGGCAUUGCUUUUUUUCUUCUUAUGCUCCAGUUUGCAGCAGCAUCUCCGACACCCUCUCGACGAAUUGCAGGUAGAUUGUAGCUGAGGAUGCGGCGAUGACCACCAAGGUAUGCCCUUCUCUCCUUGCCCUUCAUGCUGGCUUCAACAAGGCCGAAAGAUCUUCAGUCUUUUACAAGGUCAACCCCGCCUUCCUUGCAAUCAAUCUGCUGGCGACAGUAGAAAUUAACAGUCCUUUGUAUGUGUUUCUACAUGGUGGAUAUACGUGCAGGACCGGAGUGCAUGCUCGGUGGCAGAAGCAUCAGGGUGCUCCACGCUCAACAUCUUCUCAGCAUAGCUGCUCGAUCAGUAGUUUUGAUUGAUCUAUUUGAUAAUUUAAGCCAUCCAGUUGAUGUUCUUGGUUCGCUCAUGCUCUUUUCUUAUGUUGUUGUUUAAUCACUAUUGGCUUGGAUAUUCUCUAUAGCAUCUCAACAAUUCACUGCAAUUGGCCAGGUUAUUCUGUA